CAGCCGAGGGUCUCCCUCCGGGAAAUUAUUUCCCGACGUUAAUGUGUCACUUCGUCAGUCGGCCCGACACUGGGCCAACCCCUGCGAAGAAUCAUCGAGUGGUUUUCCCACAGUUGCGUAGACAUUGAUUCGACUGACGAUAAGGACCCCAAAGAUGGAGAGACACGUGAAGAUCCUCUUGUUGGUCCUUGGGACAGUCCUAGGGUUGCAGAUAGCGAACGCGCAGACGUCGGUCGCGGAACCGUCGACGGAAUCGUCCGAGCCGGACCCAGAAUGCACAGCCAGAUGCACCGGGGGCCCUAACGAUAAGUGCACCCUAUGCGGAACUGCGUGUCCGCUGACCUGCGAUCGACCGGAACCUGGGAUUUGCACGAAACAAUGUGUCGUCAACGUUUGCCGAUGUGAUCAAGGGUACGUUCGGAACGCGCGCGGACGGUGCGUCAGGCCCAACCAAUGCCCGAGAAGGGACCCAAGAUGCACGCGGAGAUGCACUGGCGGUCGCCAUGACAGGUGCACCCUCUGCGGGAGUGCGUGUCCUCGGACUUGUGACAGACCCAAUCCCGAGGCUUGCACUUUGCAAUGCAUAGUGAACACCUGCGAAUGUGAACGGGGGUACGUUCGCAAUGCGGCAGGACGAUGUGUCCGCCCUGACCAGUGUCCGCAGUCCCGGCAACCUCAAUGCACCCGCCGAUGCACCGGAGGGCCUCACGACCGCUGCACCCUCUGCGGAAGCGCUUGUCCUCUCAGUUGUGACAGACCCAAUCCCAGGAUCUGCACUUUGCAAUGUCUCAUCAACGUCUGCGAGUGUGACAGAGGUUUCGUUCGCAAUUCCGAAGGACAAUGCGUUCGUCCUGACCAGUGCCCUUCGUCCGGUCAACCUGGUCAAUGCACUCGAAGAUGCACUGGCGGUCCGAAUGAUGAGUGCACCUUCUGCGGUAGCGCAUGUCCGCCGACUUGCGACAGAUCUAGUACGAUGCUGUGCACUCCGGAAUGUCGGGUGAAUGUCUGCCAGUGUCGGCGAGGGUAUCUUCGUAAUUCGGAAGGACAAUGCGUCCGGCCAGACCAGUGUCCGCCGGCGGAAUAGUCCAGACGUCAGGAUUUGGGAUUUUGUUGGGACGAUGCGGAGGGGGAUCAGCUGAUCAGCCGGAGGCUAAAUCUGUUGGAUAGUCUGAUGGACAGUCCUGAGUCUGGAUCUGUAGGAUAUCCUGACGGACUUUAAACCUCGUCAAGGUCAAGGUCAAGGUCUGGAGAGUUUAUUUAUUAAUGUUAUUGCAAAUGGAUUUUUCUGCCUUCGUCAUCGCUAAUGUUUUUUAUGCUUCUUUUAUUGUACCGUAGAAUGAUAAAUAUAUUUUUGUUAUCUUUUUGGUGAUAAAUAAUAAACACAGGGAAAUCCCUGUUAUCAAUUGUUGA
Molecule: messenger RNA, 1410 nt
Organism: Diachasmimorpha longicaudata
Lineage: Eukaryota; Metazoa; Arthropoda; Insecta; Hymenoptera; Braconidae
Product: tenascin-like
Exons: 9
Coding region: 155-1084 (309 amino acids)
Source: RefSeq, a predicted model, not a curated record